ACUACCACACAGCGACUGCAAUUGAAGUCGUUUUCUCCUGAGAAACACACAGUGAGAACCCGCCGGCAAGAGCUUCGAACCCGCCGCCGGAAAAGAGCUUUGAAGUCGUUUUCUCCUGAGAAACAUACAGAACCCGCCGCCGGCAAAGGGACUUAGUUUGGUAGUUCCGAUCCAAAUAUUAAUGAAAACGGAAAUGGCGAUGGGGAAGAAGAAGGUUCAAUGGUUCUGGACUUGGAUUUUCGGUUCCGUAAUUUUGAGACUCAUUCUCAUCUAUUUCCCCAAAAACCUCAACCUCUCUUCUCGCCCCGAAGUCUCCACUCCUCUCACCAGCAUUCGUCGCCUUGCCGAGGGUUACUGGUUGAAGCAGUCAUCAAUGUCACCUUAUGCUGGUUCAAUGUACCAUGGUUCUCCUUUGUUGUUGACACUUCUCGGACCACUCACAGUUACAAGAAUUGAAGGACAGCCUGAUCAUCUUUUAUGCAGUUUGGUUUUUGUGAUGGCAGAUGUUGUCGCUGCAAUGCUCAUUUGUGCUGCUGGUAAAAAACUUCAGGCGGCAUACAGCUCAAGUUUACAAUUCAUUGGCCUUCAUCACUUAUUAGAGAAUUCAGAUGUUCUUCCUUCAGGGGAUUUUGCUGCUCUUGUAUACUUGUGGAAUCCUUUUACAAUUGUUGCAUGUGUUGGUCUAUCUACUUCUGCAAUUGAGAACCUGAUGGUUGUGUUAUCCCUUUAUGGAGCAUGCGCACGACUAGCUCCGGUGGCAGCUUUUGGGUGGGUUAUGGCUACACAUUUGUCUCUGUACCCAGCAAUCCUUAUUAUCCCACUAACAUUGUUAUUGGGGUAUGGUCCUGAUGCUCCUCCUAGGAAAUUAUUCUGGCGAAGGAAAAAUCCUGAAGUUGAUAAUCCCACCUCAAGCGAUAGGAGUUGUUUAGAAGAUGAAUCGAUCAAUGAGAAAAGGAUGCUGAAUAUAUUCUCAUGGAGGCCAGUUGUUCUUUUUUUGUUCUGGGCUUUGCUGUGGUCAUCCUAUGUUUUAGUCCUCUGUGGCAUCUAUGUCCAACAGCACGGUGGUCUACGGGAGAUGUUCAAAAGAACUUAUGGCUUCAUUCUAACCAUACAAGAUCUAUCUCCAAACAUUGGAGCUUUGUGGUACUUUUUCGCAGAAGUUUUUGACUUCUUCAGAAGUUUCUUCCUGAUAGUAUUCCAUGGGAAUAUUCUUUUGAUGAUAGUACCGUUAGCCUUACGUCUUAAUCACCGACCAUUCUUUCUAGCUUUUGUAUACAUUGUGAUUUCUUCCAUGUUGAAGUCUUAUCCUUCUGUUGGUGAUUCUGCUCUGUACUUGGGUUUAUUGGGGUUAUUUGCUUAUGAACUCAAAGAUAUGCAGUUUUCGUUCUUCCUGUUUUCUGGUUAUGUUGGAGUUUCACUUCUUAGCCCUGUAAUGCACAACCUAUGGAUAUGGAGGGGUACUGGGAAUGCAAACUUUUACUUUGCUACUGCAAUUGGCUAUGCUUGCUUGCAGAUCAUUCUGGUGAUUGAAAGUGUUAGCGCCAUGCUUAAUCAUGAUAGAAUGCUUACAAAGCUAUCUACUUCAAAGCUUCAAAAUGUCAAAUCUUGAGAGCUCUUUUGGAGUAUGAUUUCAAUGCAUCCAAAAGUUUGUGGUGUCCCCAAGUUCACUUGAUCUCGAUUUUGUUCCAAAACAGAAAAAAUAUAUCAAUUCCACGAUCGGACUACUGGGCUGUCAUUCAAUUGAUCAAUUCGUUUUAUGGGUCCUAUCUAUUUUCUUGGAUGCAUUAGCAUUUGAACCCAAAGCUCUACAGUUAGGAUGCUGAUUGCCGGUUAAAGUAUAGAUUUUGUUAUAAUUAUAAACAGUCAUGAUUAAUUUGUUGUGGUAGUUAGAAAUUUUACCUUCUAGAUGUGCUAUUUAAGUAGUAGUUUUGUAGUAUGUUUGGAAACUUUGAAAAUCACAGUGAAACCCCACGUGUAAUGAGAAGCUACAAGCCUACAACUAGUAACAUCAAGAUCAAUGUGUGUUUGCAUCUUCAAACCACUUUACCAAACAUAUGCUUGGUGGUUUUGUUCUUCAAA
Molecule: messenger RNA, 2079 nt
Organism: Cicer arietinum (chickpea)
Lineage: Eukaryota; Viridiplantae; Streptophyta; Magnoliopsida; Fabales; Fabaceae
Biological process (GO): attachment of GPI anchor to protein
Cellular component (GO): membrane; GPI-anchor transamidase complex
Source: RefSeq, a predicted model, not a curated record